AUGCCUCGCCCGUCUUUCGUUUCCUCCUCCUCCGGCGGCCGGCUGCUCCACAUCCUCCUCCUCACUCUCGCUGCAACAACAACGACCUUCGUGUCGGCCCUACGGUUCGAUGCCAGCCAAGUCGACUACAACCUCAACCGCAACCGCACAGCCACCAACCCGCUCGACUACUGGGGGUCACGGCAAGAUGACGAGCCAGACUUCAAGUACGCCGAGUCGCCGACCAACUGGCGGAUGCCGUUCUAUACGAUAUUCCUGGACCGGUUUGUGAACGGGAAUCCAGCGAAUGACGAUAUCAAUGGGACGAUGUACGAGUCCGAUUUCAUGAGCACGCAGCUCCGGUUCGGUGGGGACCUGGCUGGGUUGAAGGACUCGCUGGAUUACAUUGAGGGCAUGGGUGUCAAGGCUGUUUACAUUGCUGGCUCGCCAUUCAUCAACUUGCCGUGGGGUGCCGAUUCGUACUCGCCCGUCGACUUGACGCUUCUCGAUAAGCACUAUGGUGACAUCAAGGCAUGGCAAGAGGUCAUCGACGACAUCCACUCCCGGGGGAUGAUGAGCGACUUGAUCGGCUUCCAAGGCUACCUCAACACGAGUACACCCUUCCAAACAGCAGAACACAAGGUCGAGUGGAAGACAUCACGGCGGUACCUUGACUUCGACAUCGGCAACGAGUACAACGCGUCGUGUGAAUAUCCGCAGUUCUGGUACGAGGACGGCACGCGCAUCUACCCCGACGGCCUGAAGGGUUGCUACGACUCAGACUUCGACCAGUACGGUGACGUCGAAGCGUUCGGUGUGUUUCCCGAUUGGCAACGUCAACUGGCCAAGUUCGCGUCCGUCCAAGACCGUCUCCGUGACUGGGAGCCGUCCGUUGCUGCGCGCCUGCAGCGGUUCUCGUGCAUGACGAUCCGCAUGUUAGACGUCGACGGGUUCCGUAUCGACAAGGCCGUGCAGGUGACGGUUGACGCGCAAGCGGCGUUCAGCACGGCGAUGCGGGAUUGCGCGCGGGAGGUUGGCAAGGAGAACUUUGUGGUGUUUGGGGAGAUCACCAGUGGCAACGACCUGGGUUCGGUGUACCUCGGCCGCGGGCGGGAGUCCAAGGCCACUCGGGCAAUCGGGGACUGGACCAAGGCGAUCGCGUUGACACCCCCUGAGACGGCCGAUGAAGGCGGUCAGUGGCUACGCGACAAGGGCCACAGCGCCUUGGACGCUGGAGCGUUCCACUACUCGGUGUACCGGUUUAUGACGCGGUUCCUGGGCCUCCAAGGCAAUCUCGAAGCGGGCCACGACCUGCCGCUGGACUGGGUGGAUGCCUGGCACCAGAUGGUGCAGAGCAACGACUUCUUCAACCCGAACAACGGCGAGUUCGACCCGCGGCAUCUCUACGGCGUGACAAACCAGGACGUGUUCCGGUGGCCGGCGAUCGAACAAGGCGUGGAGCGCAUGCUGCUGGGAUAUUUCAUCACGACGCUACUAAUGCCGGGAGCGCCGCUAGUGUACUACGGCGAGGAGCAGGCGCUGUACGCUCUCGACGGCACGGCGUCCAACUACGUGUACGGGCGACAGGCGUUUGCCCCCUCCCCGGCGUGGAAGGCGCACGGGUGCUUCCAGUUGACGAUCGAUCAGUACCUCGGGUGGCCAGUCAGCAAAGGGCGCGAGGCAUGCCAUGACGAGGCCGUGGCGUGGGACCAUCGCGACCCGUCGGCGCCGCUGCGCAACAUCUUCCGACACAUGUUUGCGCUACGGGAGAACUUACCGGUGCUACAGGACGGCUGGCUGCUGGAGAACCUGGCCAAGCAGGUCGACCUGGUGGCCAUCAACGGCAGCGCGACCAAGACGGAAGUCGGCAUCUGGAGCGUGGCGCGUGGGUUGUACACGCCCGUGCAGAACGGUACAGACAAGCCGGUGUGGCUCGUGUAUCACAACCGGCCGACUCAAAAGACAUACAAGUUUGACUGCGGCAAGAAGGACGAGGCGUUUAUCGCACCGUUUGACGACGGCGCCAAGGUACAGAACCUGUUUAGUACGAGCGAAGGCGACGACGAGCCGCUUACCCUCGAGCCCUCGGCGCGCACGACCGACUUUACGAGCAGCGGGAAAACGGCCGGGUGCGUGAGCAGCAUCACCCUCGAGCCGUUCGAGUUCCGGGCGUACGUCGAGACGGAACGCUGGGUACAGCCAGCGCCGAUGAUCACGCGGUUCGAGCCGGGCCACGAUUUCCCGAUGGACGCGACGGAUCGCGAGGGGUCGAUCGACAUUGCGAUCGAGUACAACGUUGAGAUGGACUGUGACUCGGUCAGCAAGGCGCUGUCGGCGAUAGUGACGGUGGACGGUACGAAGGACCCCAGCGAGGUCAAAUUCGACACGCCGAAGUGCAACAAGAAUACAGCAGUGAGCAAGAACAAGAACAAGAAGAUCCCGUACACAGGCGCGAUCCAGUCGAGCUGGCGGCUUGAGACCACGCUGCGUAACGUUCCCGACGGCAUCGUCAAGGUCAGCGUCGCCAGCAACGCAACCACCAAAGCAGAUGCCUCGGUGUCGACCAGCGCAACGGACCACUUCCUCAUCCGCUUCGGCCGCGGGACCAACCCGGUGGUAUUUCCCGCAUCCAACUACUCCCGCGAGCUGCUCUCCAUGGAGGGCUCAACCAUGUACGUGCAGCACAACGCAGCAGGCGCCACACACUGGCGGUACAGCACCAACUGGGCGUCCUCGUGGAGCGACUGGAUCCCAUACGACUCCGCCAACCCCCGCUCAAAGCUCACCAAGCUCCCCUGGAAGGGCACCGGCCUGCAGGAGUGGACGGGCGACCACCUGACGGUGCAGUACUACAGCCGGCCGCUAGGGUCGUCCGCAUUCAUGCAGCACUCCGACAGCGGCGACAUCGUGUACGAGCGUGGGUUCCCGCACAUCCGCAUCCACGGGCCCUACAACAAAUGGGGCUACGACGCGGGGUUGCCGGGUUCCAUGGAUCUCGUGGGUCAUCGGCAGUGGUCGCUUCACUUCAUGUACGAGUGGCCGGCUGCGUUCCAGCUGAAUAUCUGGGGUAUCAACCCUGAUAACCAGCCUGACGUGGGGGCUAUCUACGGGGAUAUCGAUAACGAUGGUAUUGUCGACCGGUUGCCGCCGAGCAGUCUGACCGAGAACGUGAUCAACAUCACCAAACCACCACCGAUGCCCGCGUUGGCGUACCAGCUGGUGUACAACGAUGCGACAUGGCAGUUUGAGUACAUCCCCAGCGGGCAUGUGGGCAUUCAGAUUGUGCUGUUCAUCCUGUUGGCCGUGCUGCCGGUUCUGACAGCGGUGCUGGCCGGGUGGGUGUACAUGCGCAGUUUCUACCAGGUCAAGGUCAACAAGUCCGGAUUCACGGCCAAGGGAUGGGUGCCGUUGGGGCUGUCGAAGCUCGACCUGAAGGCGUUUGGCAGCGGGAAGAGCAAAGGGGGCGUCGAGAUGAACGCUAUGUCGCCUAGCCCCCCCUCAAGCACCAUCAUUCCCGUUAAUGGUGCUGCUGUUGGUGCUGGCGCUGCUUUGGGCGCAAAGAAGCGCACCGUCCUAAUCGCGACGAUGGAGUACAACAUGGACGACUUCGGCAUCAAGAUCAAGAUCGGCGGUCUCGGUGUCAUGGCCCAGCUGAUGGGCUCAGCCCUCUCGCACAUCGAUCUGAUCUGGGUCGUUCCCGUGGUCGGCGACGUCGACUACCCGACCGACCGCAUGACGCGCGCCGAGUCCAUGUUCGUGCAGGUCAUGGGCCAGCCCUACGAGAUCGAGGUGUACUACCACACAGCCAAGAAUAUUACUUUUGUCCUCCUCGACGCCCCCAUCUUCCGCAAGCAGACCAAGGCUGACCCCUACAUCGCCCGCAUGGACGACAUCGAGAGCGCCAUCCUGUACGCCGCCUGGAACAGCUGUAUCGCCGAGACCAUCCGCCGCUUUCCCGUCGAUGUGUACCACAUUAACGACUAUCACGGAGCUGCGGCGCCCUUGUACCUGCUCCCGCAGACGAUCCCUUGCUGUCUGUCGCUGCACAACGCCGAGUUCCAGGGCAUGUGGCCGAUGCGUACCCCUGACGAGGCCAAGGAAGUGUGCGACGUGUUCAACUUACCCCCCGAUGUGGUCAAGGACUACGUGCAGUACGGCUCAGUCUUCAACCUGCUCCACGCGGCCGCGAGCUACCUGCGCAUCCACCAGCGCGGAUUUGGCGCUGUGGGUGUCUCUCGGAAAUACGGCGACCGUUCCCUCGCUCGCUAUCCUAUUUUCUGGAGUCUCAAGAACAUCGGCCAGCUGCCCAACCCGGACCCCUCCGACACGGCCGAGUGGGACCCCAGCAAGGACGUCGCGAAACAAUCCGACGCCCACGGCAUCGACGUAGACCAGAGCUUCGAGGAGAAGCGCGCCGACCUGCGACGACAGGCACAAGAAUGGGCCGGGCUGGAAGUCGACCCCUCAGCCGAGCUGUUCGUCUUCGUCGGCCGUUGGAGUCUCCAGAAGGGCGUCGACCUGAUCGCCGAUAUCUUCCCCAGCAUUCUGGCCAAGUAUCCCAAGACCCAGCUCAUCUGCAUCGGCCCCGUCAUCGACCUGUACGGCCGCUUCGCCGCGCUCAAGCUGCAGAAGCUGAUGGACAUGUACCCCAAGCGCGUCUUCAGCAAGCCUGAGUUCACCCAACUUCCCCCUUAUAUCUUCUCGGGCGCCGAGUUCGCCCUGAUCCCAUCCCGUGAUGAGCCCUUCGGCUUGGUCGCCGUCGAGUUCGGCCGCAAGGGCGCCCUUGGUGUGGGUGCUCGCGUCGGUGGAUUGGGUCAGAUGCCCGGGUUCUGGUAUACCGUCGAGUCCAUGACACCUUCGCAUCUGCUACAGCAGUUCAAGCAGGCUAUUGUGUCCGCGCUGGACUGCAAACCCUCCAAGCGUGCCCUGAUGCGCGCCUGGAGUGCGAAGCAGCGCUUCCCCGUAGCGCAGUGGGUCAAGCAGCUCGACGAGCUGUACGCCGAGUCCAUCCGCAUCCACAACAAGGAGGCCCGUAAGCGCAAGCUCGACGCCCUGCGCCCGCCCAGUCCCAACCCCUCCCGCCCAUCGUCCCGGCCUACCUCCCCUCGCCCAGCUUCGCCAGCCAGCACGACCACCUACGUUGACGGGGCAAACCCCUCCUCACGCACCGCUUCGCCCGCUCCCAAUACCCGCGGACUAAUGACCCCUGACCUACCCAGCCCGUCCGCGCCUUGGUUAACAGCGCCCAAACUCCCCGGCUCCUCACCGCGCGACUCCACCGCCAGCUCCAUCGCAGAGAGCAUUUAUGGCGCCGGUGGCGGUCUCCACGGCGCACGCGACAGCACCCUCAGCGUCGACAGCUUCGCCGUGCGCGCCCAACGCGACGGUACCAUCUCCCCUGGCCCGGGUCUCGCUCCUCCCGGUGCCGCUGGUACUUCCCUCGGAGGCGGUCUCGCCCCCCCUCGACCGGCCCACAUGCUCGGCCAAAGCCACCGCAACAGCAGCCUGCUCAGUCUCCCCGACGUCGUCGGCGACCGGCACGAUCUCAAGCUCCAACAGGUCGACCAGUUCUUCAACGAUGCCCACGGCGAGUACUUCGCCAUGUACGAAGAGAUGCUCGACGGCCACGGCCCCGCCGGCAGUGGCCUAACCCCGCAGAACUCGGCCACUGACCUGUGCAUCGAGACGUUCAUCAAGAAGAGCGAGAAAGAGUGGUUUUCACGGUAUCGCGAGGCGAAGCUCGGCAGGCCGCACUCGAAAUUCAUGGGUACGGGUAGCGCGAGUAGCCCGACGAGUCCUGGCGGGAGCAGGCCGCAGUCGAGGAAUGGAUCGGCAAGGAAUGAGUCAGUUGUCAGUCGCGGGCGGCAGAGACAUCGGAGUAUGACGCCCAGUAGUAUGAUUGGAAGGUCGGUGUUUGGGGAGUCGCCUCCGGAGGAGGAGAAUCAUGUGGAUGAUGAGUUCUUGUUGGGUGAGGGGUAUCAAGCGCCCACGGGGUUGAAAAAAAUCCUCUCCAUCCGCCUCGGCGACUGGCCCCUCUACUCCAUGCUCCUCGCCCUCGGCCAAGUCAUUUCCGUCUCCUCGUACCAAAUCGUCCUGCUCACCGGCGAGACCACCCAGACCCCCGAGAAACUCUACAUGGUCGCCGGCACCUACCUCGUGACCUCUCUCCUCUGGUGGGCCCUCGAGCGCAACGCCAAAUCUGUCUAUGCCCUGUCCGCGCCGUGGUUUUUCUUUGGGUUUGCCUUCUUGAUGAUUGGUGUUGCGCCGUUUAUCCCGGAUUGGAGGGUUGCGAACAAGAUUGAGGACGCUGCGACUUGCUUUUAUGCGGCUGGUGCUAGCAGUGGCGCCUUGUCGUUUGCCCUGAAUUUCGGUGAUGAGGGCGGCGCUCCCACCAAACAAUGGAUCACACGCGCCCUGACCGUCUCCGGCUUCGCCCAAGUCUACAGCAUCGGCCUCUGGUACUGGGGCUCCAUCGUCGCCAACAUGGACCCCACAGCCACCGUCUUCGUCGGCACCUCCAACAUCCCCCAAGCCAUCGUCGUCGGCGUACCCCUCGCCAUCCUCUUCUGGGCUGUCGGCGUCGUCCUCUACCUCGGCCUCCCCGACUUCUACCGCCAAUCCCCCGCCACCAUCCCAGGCUUCUACAUCUCCCUCUAUCGCCGCAAACUCGUCCCCUGGUUCUUCGUCAUGAUCAUCCUCCAAAACUACUGGCUGUCCGCCCCCUACGGCCGCUCCUGGCAGUUCCUCUUCGAUACCCAGCACGUCCCCGGUUGGGGCAUCUUCAUCCUCGCCCUCGGCUUCUACUGCGGCCUCUGGGCCCUCGUCCUCUACGCCUUCUCCUACUACUCCGACGAACACACCUGGUUACUCCCCAUCUUCGCCAUCGGCCUGCUCGCCCCGCGCUGGGCCCAGGAAUUCUGGGGCACCAGCGGCAUCGGGUGGUAUCUCCCCUGGGCCGGCGGACCCGUCGGGUCAGCCAUCGUCUCGCGCUGUCUGUGGUUGUGGCUGGGUCUGCUGGAUAACAUCCAAGGCGUCGGGUUGGGGAUGUUGUUGCUGGCGACGCUGACGCGGCAGCAUGUGUUGACGGUGUUGAUUGGUGCGCAGGUGGUGGGGAGCGCGUUUACGAUGUUGGCGCGCGCGACGAGUCCCAACUCGCUGUCGCCGCAUACGACUUUCCCGGAUUUCUCGCAGGGGGUGAUGCCGGGGGUGGCGAGCCCGUUCUUUUGGGUGUGUUUAGGCUUUCAGUUGAUCAUUCCCAUUGGGUUUUUUAAGUUUUUCCGCAAGGAACAGGUGUCGAAGCCGUAG
This is a messenger RNA of Dichotomopilus funicola, 7284 nucleotides long. RefSeq names its product glycosyltransferase. The transcript has 6 exons. Gene Ontology annotation, cellular component: fungal-type cell wall. NCBI's taxonomy places the organism in Eukaryota, Fungi, Ascomycota, Sordariomycetes, Sordariales, Chaetomiaceae. Gene Ontology annotation, molecular function: alpha-1,3-glucan synthase activity. The record is from RefSeq and is a predicted model, not a curated record. Gene Ontology annotation, biological process: fungal-type cell wall (1->3)-alpha-glucan biosynthetic process. Bases 1 to 7284 code for a protein of 2427 amino acids.